Molecule: messenger RNA, 899 nt
Organism: Apis dorsata (giant honeybee)
Lineage: Eukaryota; Metazoa; Arthropoda; Insecta; Hymenoptera; Apidae
Exons: 2
Coding region: 101-439 (112 amino acids)
Source: RefSeq, a predicted model, not a curated record
AAUCAGAAGAUCGACACGUAAUUAAAAUCAAAGUCAACUAUAUUCACGAAACUCUUUUAAACCAAGUAUGUAUUAAAAUUUUUUCCAUGCCUACACUAGCAUGAUAUUUAUCAGACGCAAGAAAAUCGAGAUUUUGCUUUGCACAAAGAUAGAUAGGUCAAUGAUGUGCCGUAUCGUGUUUGCGUCUCGGAAGAAAGAACAGGAACAUCUACGAAAGAAGGUGAAAUGGACUAACGUGGAAGGAAAGAAAAGAGAACUUGACGAUAGCUGGCGCGAUGAUACGAUCUCUCAUCAGCAAUAUGAAGCUAACAAAGCUCGACUGUACUUUUGCUUCCUUUAUUUGAGACAAAAGCACGUUUGCCACGGGAAUUCGACAGCGAUUCCGAUUAAAAAAUUACGUUCGACUGGCAACGCCGAUAAAUAUUUUAUCCCGGAUUAAAUGGAAAAUCAUGUUGGCCGGUGCCCAUUGUGCAAUCUACGAUCCUUGUUCACUUUCGCGUUGUCGUCACCGUGCUCGUCGUCGUCGGCGUCGUCGUCGUUGUCGUCGUCAUGAUUCCUGGUGUAGAAAUCUCUCUUUGCCCGUUUCCUCUUUGUCCUCGAUCGACGAUUCCCGAGGUCCUUUAAUAACGACCAUCGGUGAUUUAUCGACAACGCCACGAAGAGUGGUCCGCCGCAGCACCAGAUUCCCAGAUAGAUGGACACGGUUGGGAACAGGUAUAAGUACAUCGACCUCCGAUCGAUUUUAUCCCGUGCCUACGGCUUUUCCUCCAUGGCCGCCUUCCGCUUAACAUUUUCAUUUCAUUUCGGUGAUUCGAUUAACUCAUUUGCAUCACAGGUAAAAAUUAAAGAUGCAUCCUUAUGUAUCACUGUGAAAUUUAUUGAUCUGAUUUAAUCUGAUA